AUGACCUCACUGCUGUCGAAGCUGUCGCUACCGCUUCUGCAGCUACUAUUUCUAUUGCUUUCCUUCUCAACUACAGGAAGGGCUGAAGACAAUACAACAAUAAAUGUCCUCUCCCUGAUGUAUAGCCCUGAUGUUCAGGAGGUGGAGGUGGAUUCACUUAACGCUGGUUUUGACGCAUCCCUGACAGCUCGCGGUUGGAAAACAAACUCCAAGGCAAGGGUUUCUUUCAUUCGACCACCAUCAUACGAUACUCCCGUCGCUGAGUUCUUCGAGUCCGUGGUUAAGGAAAGCGAAGGCAAGCUGAUGAUUGUAUUUGGUCCCUUUGGCGGACCCAAUACUAUGUGGGUGAAGGGUGAGCUGAGUAAACACGGUGCAGUUAGUUUCGGCCCACUCGCUUUCUCCACUGAAGUGCGUGAGUGGGAUCCCCAUCUUUACUUCAUAAGUGUGGAGCCGAAUGCUGAGUUACUUGCACUUUUCCGUUAUGCCGUUGUUUUCCUUGGUCUCCCGCGUGUGGGAAUAACGUACUUGAAGGGAACACCAUCCGGUGAGGCAUUGUAUGAAUUCGCUCUGGAGAUAUCAUCCAUGAUGGGCCAUGAACUCUGUGGUGCAUUUGCUGCAGCUGGUGGAGUUGGAGCAGAUGAAGAUGCCCUGGCAGCUGAAUGGAACCAGUUUGUUGAGACACGUCCACAGGCUGUGCUCCUGUUUGCCCCCGUGCGCAACCCCGCCACCGAAUGGUUCAUAGGGAGGAUUGUGAAGGAUGAGCGGACGAGACAGAUGUAUGUUUUGGCUCCGUCGACAUCACAAGGCCCUCUAAUAAGAACUUGGCGUGACGCUUUGUAUGCUUCCAAUGUGUCUCUGAACGAUGGUCAAUUAAUCAUCACGGGCACAAUUCCUCCUUCGAAUUUACUAACCCUUGCGUCUGUCCGGCGGUUUCGGGAGGAGAUGGAUAACCAUUUAAAAUCCAAUAGUGAAUGGGGUGGCUUUUCGAAACCCCCACACUUUAGUACCGACGAGGCUAUUUCUGAUCUGAUGAUGACUGGAUGGCUCACUGGUGAGAUCCUUUCGCAGGCACUACACAGUACUGAUGUGUUGACGGACCGCACGGCCUUUAUGGACUCUCUGUACCGCCAGCGUCGUUACGUUGUAGAUGACCUUGUCGUGGGUGACUAUGGUAAUGAGUGCGGCGAGUUUGCGUCCAUGCAGGGUGCUAUGUGCAACUGCAAUCAGGGUGGAAGCGCUGUUUACAUGAAGGAAGUCGUGGAUGGGUUUCGUAUAGAGCCGCUUCAGAGAGGAUUCCUAGCCUGGGGUGCAUCACAGUGUUCGAGUAGGGACGUGAAGAUCAGUAUUCCAUUGAGUGGUUUUGUCAUGCACUUGAGUGAUUAUUUCUUUUCUUAUCGUUCCGCCAAGAGAUGGUACGAAGGUGUGUCUUCAGCUCCUGUCAUUCGUGAUGAUUUCGGAGAAGAUAUUUUACACUUUGAUGUGCUUCCACUAAGCACGCAGAUGGGGGUCAUAGCUCUAGAGGCUUUGCUCAAUAUGAGGGAGAUAGUCAUUAUCUAUGGUGCUGUUGAUGAAGAUAUUCUGGAACUUCCAGGCCCUGUAUUCGUCGAUCCACUGCUGCUUUAUCCUCGGAUCAAUCGUUUCAAUAGAAAUGUGUUACUGCUCUCGCCUACGGUUCGGCAACAAUUGUACGUGCUUGCUAUGCACCUCUCAAAUGCCUCUACCGGUGCCGUGUCUGCCGCUAUUCGAAGUAAAAGGGCGGAAGUAAUUGGUGAUGUACUCAACAAAUCGCUAAUGACAUUUGAUGUGGCACUUAAGUCAAUGUUGUUGCUUAAAGAGAGUGACACUCUGGUGGACCAUCUACCAAGCAGUGGGGAUGUUGUGGCCAUCGGCCUCACACCUCCAGAUGCCCAUGCGAUUGCACAGUAUCUCCAAUCUCGAAAUGAUAGACGCGUGUAUGUUCUCUUCUCCGAAGUCGCUCAAUUGUAUGAUGAGUUUGUGGAAGCAUUUAAUGCGACCCCUGCGGCAGUUGUAAGCGCCUCACGACUUGUGUUCGCGACGAAUCUACCACACUGGGCCGAUAAAAAUACGGAAUCGGAUACAGUUGCAAUGUUUCAUGCCUACAACCCCCGUGAAUCUACAUGGACACCGCUGAGGUUGCGGGGCUUUGCCACUGCGCGUCUGCUUCGAAGCAUCGUUCCACGCAUGAAGAGGAUAAGCCCCUCGUUGUUAGUUGAUUUUUUUUACACAGAAUCAAACAUUCGUGUGGAUGACAUGCACUACGGACCGUACAGUGAUGUUGAGUGUGUUAAGGGACGUGUAACGGCGGCUAACCGUUGCGAGACUAAUUUUGGGGCGGGAAACAUUUCUGUGUGGUCGAUGUCUCGGGUACUAGACCCCCGUGUGCCUGUACUGAGUCGGGGUGUGACGCCAUCUUUGGAGUAUGCUGUAAUGGAUGAGUCUUCCCUUAGUCCUUCACAACUUGCCGGUAUAAUUGUUGGUUCUGUUUUCUUUGUUGCACUUGCUAUUGCAUUGUGUGUGCUUCUGUGCUUGUUUGUGCGCGUCCGUGGACAACGGGAUACUGUGCCCAAGUCGUCAAGUGACCUAGUUACAUUUAUCAACGACAGUGAAGUGUGUGUUCCAAUGUUUGAGAUGCUACGGGGUGGUGAAUGUGGCGUUGUAACCAUUGUUUGUACGGACAUCGAAAGCAGCACUGCGCAGUGGUCUACUCACCCGGAACUGAUGCCCGAUGCCGUGUUGGCUCAUCACACUAUGAUCCGUUCACUCAUCAUGCAGUAUGGUUGUUACGAGGUGAAGACCGUUGGGGACUCCUUUAUGAUUGCCUGCCGCAGUACAUCCACCGCUGUGGAACUCGCGAGUGACAUUCAGCGAUCAUUCCUGCAACACUGUUGGGGGACAACUGUUUUCGAUGAUUUCUACCGCAAUUCCGAGAUGCAGAAAGCUGAGGAUGAUGAUCACUAUAUUCCACCGAGUGCACGUCUGGAUCCCGAGGUUUACCGCCAGUUGUGGAAUGGGCUGCGUGUAAGAAUCGGAAUCCACACCGGGUUAUGUGAUAUCCGACAUGAUGAAGUAACAAAAGGAUACGACUACUACGGACGCACACCAAACAUGGCUGCGCGCACAGAAAGUGUGACAAAUGGUGGGCAAGUGCUGCUGACGUAUGCGGCGUACAUGUCACUGAGCACUGAGGAGCGUGACCAACUUGAUGCGACCUCGCUUGGACCUGUUGCGUUGCGUGGUGUUCCUGAACCUAUUGUAAUGUACCAAUUGAAUGCCGUUCCCGGCCGUGCAUUCACUGGGCUCCGCUUGGAUCGUGGGUUUUAUUUUGAUGAAGAUGUCGAGAACUUCAGCUUUUCCUCGAACAGUUUAAGUUUUGACAGCCUGAAGCUGAGUGGAUCGGCACAAACUAUUUCAGAUGCCCUGCAUUCCUUACUCAGUACCUUCAAACCUCCACAGCGAGAGCGACUAUUGGCACUGUAUUGCGAGCGUUGGAAUGUUCCCCUGCCAAUGGGUGGUUCAUACGCUUGGGACGAUGCGUAUUGUGAGGAAGUUAUUCGCCGUAUUGCAGUGAAGGUGGGGCCGUUUGUUGGUCGUUAUGCUUCCUGA
This is a messenger RNA of Trypanosoma brucei brucei TREU927, 3624 nucleotides long. It is a transcript of the gene Tb927.5.330, whose product is annotated as receptor-type adenylate cyclase GRESAG 4, putative. Bases 1 to 3624 code for a protein of 1207 amino acids. Gene Ontology annotation, biological process: cyclic nucleotide biosynthetic process; intracellular signal transduction. NCBI's taxonomy places the organism in Eukaryota, Euglenozoa, Kinetoplastea, Trypanosomatida, Trypanosomatidae. The record is from RefSeq and is a predicted model, not a curated record. The transcript has a single exon.